GGGAGACCAGAUAUAGUGAAUGCGGGGUCCGGGGAGACCAGAUAUAGUGAAUGCUGGGUCCGGGGAGACCAGAUAUAGUGAAUGCAGGGUCCGGAAAGACCAGAUAUAGUGAAUGCGGGGUCCGGGGAGACCACAUAUAGAGGAUGCAGGGUCCGGGGAGACCAGAUAUAGUGAAUGCAGGGUCCGGGGAGACCGGAUAUAGUGAAUGCAGGGGUCUGGGGAGAGCAGAUAUAGUGGAUGCAGGGUCCGGGGAGACCAGAUAUAGUGAAUGCAGGGUCCGG
Messenger RNA from Staurois parvus, 281 nucleotides. Lineage: Eukaryota; Metazoa; Chordata; Amphibia; Anura; Ranidae. The record is from the annotation of a GenBank genome assembly.